AUGCAGCGUUUCAUCGUCUUCUCCGCUCUUUUCGUCUCCGCCAAUGCCUUCCUCCUCGGAGGUGGAUGUGGAUGCGCUCCACCACCACCACCACCACCAUGCGGAUGCGGAGGAGGACUCCCAGCUCUUCCACCUCUCCAACUCCCAAGCUUGAACCUCGGAGGAGGAUGCGGAUGCGCUCCACCACCACCACCACCACCAUGCGGAUGCGGAGGAGGACUCCCAGCUCUCCCACCUCUCCAACUCCCACAACUCCAAUUCCCAUCUCUCGGAUGCGGAGCCCCAUCAGGAUGCGGAGGAUCUGGAUACGCUCACGCCCCAAUCGCUGCCCCAUCUAACUCUUACGCUCAAGCCCCAGCUUCAUACGCUCAAGCUGCCCCAGCCUCUUACGCUCAAGCCGCCCCAGCCCCAGCCUCAUACGCUCAAGCUGGACCAGCUCAAGGAGCCUCAUACGCCGCCCCAGCUCAAGGAGCUUCCUACGCUGCCCCACAGCCAGCUGGAAACUCUUACGCUACCGGAAGAAAGUAA
Auanema sp. JU1783 is the source of this 528-nucleotide messenger RNA. Lineage: Eukaryota; Metazoa; Nematoda; Chromadorea; Rhabditida; Rhabditidae. The record is from the annotation of a GenBank genome assembly.